Molecule: messenger RNA, 7182 nt
Organism: Parnassius apollo (apollo)
Lineage: Eukaryota; Metazoa; Arthropoda; Insecta; Lepidoptera; Papilionidae
Source: the annotation of a GenBank genome assembly
AUGGAGAGGAACUACGGAACACAACUAACAAUAUCUUAUUUACUUGUUCUAGGUUGCAACUGUUCAGCGUUGGGGUCAGAGAGCAACGCCUGCGACAUACGCACCGGACAAUGUCGCUGCAAGCCCCACGUUACCGGCCGUGCCUGCGACACGUGCGAGGAAGGCUACUGGGGGCUGUAUCACGGCGGGUGUCGGCGAUGCGAGUGCGGCGCGGGGGCGGCAGCGUGCGAGCCGACGACGGGCGCGUGCGCGUGCGCACUGGGAGUUGGAGGCGCGCGAUGUGACCGCUGCCUGCCCGGGUACUACGGGUUCGGACCCGCAGGAUGCCUGCCCUGUCCGGAGUGCAGCGACGGCAAGGUGUGCUCCACAGCAAACGGUCGGUGCGUGUGUCCGGCGCGGACUCGCGGGCCGGGCUGCUCUCAGUGUGCACGCGGCUUUUGGGGCCGGGCACACGGCUGUUUGCCCUGUACUUGUGGACCUGGAGCCCUAUCGUCGACGUGUGACCCAGUAUCGGGGCAGUGUGCGUGCCGCCCCGGCUGGAGCGGCAGGGACUGUGAGCGGUGCGCGGAGGGUCACUUCGGGCCUCGCUGCCGGCUCUGCGGCUGCGUUAUCGCCGGGACACUCCACUGCCGGGAUGGCGUCUGUCCCUGCGAUGACCACGGACGUUGCCCGUGUAAGGAGAACGUAGUCGGCGACAAAUGCGACACGUGCCUAGAAGGUACGUUUGGACUAUCGGAGGACAAUCCGUCGGGGUGUACGGCGUGUUUCUGCUUCGGCCGCAGCGCGCAGUGCACGCAGGCGGAAGUCACACGAGCGGCGUUGCACGCACCUACUCCGCUACACCUCACUCUGCUGCGGGGUGACUCCAUCACCACUGUGGAUCAAGACUCUCUGCUUGCCGUCCACACCCGAUUCCCAGAAGCAACAAUAGCCGUUCCCUGGCCGCCCGUACCAGUGUACGUGGAGCUCGGAGAGUUGUUUCUUGGUGACCGCGUUAUGUCGUAUGGCGGAGCAUUAAGGUUCAGUGUCGAAGAAGAGGGUGGUGAGGAACUAUCAGCCGAUUCCCUAGACAAGUUCCCGCUUGUCAGGCUGUAUGGACGCAAUCUUGUCUUGGAUUAUUAUGAACGCGUGCCAGCGGUGAACGGUUCGCACGCGGUGUGGCUUCACGAGUCGCUGUGGCGUGUACGCGGCCAAGGGCAAGGGCAUGGGCAUGAUUACGGACAAGGCACAGCAUCGCGUGCUGCCCUUAUGCUGGUUCUGCAGCGUCUCACGCGCGUGCUGCUGCGGGUCUCGACGCGCGCGCCCGCUCAUCAGGAUCCCGUACACGUUUUGGUGCUGAAGGUAUCGCUGGAGACGGCGGUGCCGGGGCUGAGCCGCGGUGCACCAGCUCUGGGCGUGGAGCGGUGCGCGUGCCCACGCGGGUAUGCGGCCGCGUCGUGCCAGCGCGCUGCCGCCGGCUUCUGGCUGCCGGCGAGCGAGCCGCGCGCUAGCAGUGUGACCGGCACCAUCGUCAUCAGCGUCGACGCGGUCGCGCGGCCCUGCGCCUGCGGCGGACGCGCCACCGCCUGCAACCCUGACACUGGACAUUGCUUGAACUGCACGGGUGGGACGGACGGUGCGCACUGCGAACGCUGUGCCCCGGGAUACUUUGGCUCGCCAGACGCACCGGCCGGCUGCCAGCCCUGUGCCUGUCCGUCACGCGACAGGAACUUCGCGAGCUCCUGUGCCAUGGUCGGGGGGAGCUUACGCUGUCGAUGCUUGCCUGGGUACACGGGCGUGCGGUGCGAAGCAUGCGCGGUGGGGCACCGGCGCACAGCGGGCCAGUGCGUGCCGUGUACGUGCGACGCGCGUGGGGCACUACAGACACGCUGUGACGCGCACGCACGCUGUCGAUGCAGACUUUUUGCAGCUGGACCGCGCUGCGAUCACUGCGCGCUGCCGCGACACUUCCUUGACGAGGACGGCUGCAAACCUUGCGACAACUGCACACAAACACUGCUCAAUGAUGUGGAAAGAUUGACCACCAACCUACGCACCGACGCUGACUUGACGGAACUCAGCAGAAUACCACAGCCGUUCCCAGCCCUCCGAGAAUACGCACACAACACUUCAUCACUAAGAAACGAUCUUUUUGUCUUAAAGAAAGAUAUAGAACAAUCGAGAAACGUUGAUAACUUCCUUAACGAUAUGGAGGUAAGAGAACACGGCAUAUUCACGAUUGCAAAUAGAGUUAAACUAGAAGCAGCAAGAAGAGAAAAAGAAGCUCAAUAUUUAAGCUUAGAGAGCAUGAGCUGGUUAGAAGAGGUUUUAAAACAAAGAAGGCUCCUGGGAGAACAGGUCGCGGCGUUGGAUGAUUUUGCAAGAGGAGAGAAGCAUAUGAGUGCACAUAGAGCGAUAAAGGAAGCCAGGCACCUGUUAAAGAAUAUAAGAGAAAUUACAUUAUCGGACUAUAUGACUGGAGCUGCGGACGUGUCUGACUCUGCAAACGUACAAUCUACGGCGAUUCAAGAAUACAAAUACAGAAUAGAAGAUAUGUACAAGCGCCUACACAAGUUACAAACUUCGCUUGAGGAGUGGGAAAAGAAGGCAGAUGAUCUACCGCGCCUGGCAGAUAUUGUGUGGACUGCGGGGGACACUGUAUCCGAGCUGAGGAAACAAGUGACUUCAAGAUUGGCUCAUGUGAGAGAUGUCGGAUUACGUUGUCGUCUUAUGUUGGAAGACAUACCAAACCUCUCAUCGCAUAACAUGACGGAUGAAACUAGAUCACUGUUGUUACAAACGCAAAAUUUGGCAGUUGGGUUUCCCGCUCUUAAUGAUCAGUUGGUAGCACUGACAAAUGCCGCUGAAGAGAAAGAAGGAAUACUAUACAACCUGACACCGACGUACAAACAAAAAUAUUUGGAGGCCGUGGAGAAACACGCCGCCGAACUGGGAAAGAAGGCCAGAGAAUAUAAAAGCCUUUUUGCGGGCACCCGAGCGUUAGCGUCAGCAGGUGUACAGGCGGCCCACGCAUGGGCAGAAGUGGCGGAGGGCGUGGGAGCCGCAGCCGCCGCUGCGUCAGCCGCCGCGGUGGCCGCCUCAGCGGCCGGCAAGCUGGCGCGCGGACCCAGCCCGCUGCUGCACACCGCCGAGGCGGAGCUACGUGCUUCCGAGCACCUGAAGGUCAGAGGCGCCGCGGUCUUGGCUAGAGCUGAUGAGCUUCGACGACAACUGGAGCAAGCACGGAGAGGUGCAGACGUAGUGAGCGUGGAGCUACGGGCACUAGGGUGGAAGGAACGCGCUUUAGGAGGAGGCGGGAGUGGCGAUGGAAGCGAAGUCCGCGAGGUGCUGGGGCGGGCGGGCUCGCAGGCAGACCGCGUGUUCGUGCGCGCGCGCGCGCUGUACGACGAGGCGGCCGAGCUGCGGCGGCGCGCGCGCUACCAGCUGCGGCGCCGCCUGGCCGACCUGCAGCGCCUGGGCGACACCGCGCUGGGCGCGGCGCAGGAGCACGUGUCGCAGAUCCGCGGCAACACGAUACGCGGCGCUGAAGUGGCGGAGGCGCUGGCUGCAGCGGCGGCGGCUCGCGCUCGCGAGCACCAGCUCGCCGCCGCCGUGCUCGACGCACCGCUCGCCGCACUGCGGCACCGCGCUGCGCGAGCACGACACGCUGCUGCAUCCAUUUCCGUAUCGGUGACGUCUCCGCUGGCGGGCCCGGGCUGCGCUCGAGCGUUCGCGGUCAACGGCGGCGGCAGCGUCACUCGACUCGCACUCGCCGUGUCCUUCGACGGCAGCGUGCGGAAUGGCACGCUCCUACUGUUAAAAGACUUGGAAUCAGAACGCUACAUGAAACUAUCAGUGGAAAAAGAAAGACUACGACUAACUUGGGAUGUGGGCACUGGGGAAGGUGUGAUCACACAUCCUGAACAUUUACAACCAACCCACGACGAUGCCGACCACAUGUCCUACAGGAUAGAAAUUGAGAGAGUGUGGAGCACGGUACGUUUGAGAGUAGAGCGCGCGGGAGCGAGCGCGGUCAUGAGCAGCAACAGCACGGGCGCGGGCGCGGGUGCGGGCGCGGGCGCGCUGGCGGCGGGCGCGCUGUGGCUGGGCGAAGAGGCGGCGCCGCUGGCGGGCUGCGUGCACGCGUUGCACGCGGACGAGCGCGCGCUCGGCCUGUGGGCGUUCGCGCGCCAGCCGCCGGCCGCGCGCUGCGUCGCCUGCACGCACAGGUGGUACAGCGCGGGUGCUCGCGGCGAGCCGGGCAUGGCGUGGUUCGGCGGCGCCGGGUACGCCGAGCUGCGCCGCGCCGGCGCGCGCGCCGCCGAGCGACGACACUUCAGCCUCUCCUUCACGUUCCGUACGCGCGACGAGGACGCACUGCUCUUCAUGGCGCUCGAUGAGGCUAACAACCGGUCAGUGUCGGUGGAGCUGGUGUCGUGCCGCGUGGUGUUCCGCGUGGUGUACUCGCGCGCGCGGCUGGAGAUCGCGACGGGCGGCCGCCACUGCGACGGCCGGCCGGCGCACGUGCAGGCCAUACGCGUCUUCGCUGCCAACAAACUUGAGAAAGGCAGCCUGCGCGUGAACGGCGAGGAGACGCUGGGCUCGCCCUCGCCGCCCGUGCAGGAGGCGGCGGCGCUGCCCGAGCCGGCGGCGCGCUUCUUCGUGGGCGGCGCGCCGCCCGGCGCCCCGCUCGCCGCCCCGCUCGCCGCGCGCCCGCUGCUGGGCUGCCUCGGCGCGCUCACUGUCGACCGCCAGGGCUACGACCUCAUGGACACGCCCUACCGACACGACGUGGAACGCUCUUGCGGUGCUAAGGUAUAUGUGGCAAAGAAACAUCUUCAAUGCAGUAGGUUUCAACAGCCCUACGACCUCCAACGCGCAAACAUUAAAUUAAGCCAAUUUAAUAGCAUGGCGGAAGAUCAAAGGGCUAAAUGGAAAUGUGUGGUAUGUAGUAGUAAACAGCCGAAAACCGAUAACACAGAUACCCCGGUGCGUGUGGGCGUAGAAGGGGUCAAUAGAAAUAGAGGUGCAGCAGCGCUGACUCCUCAGGACUUAUUAGACGACAACAGAGCGCAGAGUGAAACUAUGCCAGCAAAAGAUCUGCAACUGCUUAUAGUGGAGGUACGUCAAUUCAAAGAAGAAAUGAGAGCCACACGUCUGCAAAUGGAAUUGCUGAAUGGUACUUUGGCUGCUCUGGCGCUCAGAAUUGAUGAAUCCGAUAGAAAAAUUGAAAAGCUAGUAGCCCGUGUGGGUCUUCUGGAAGAUCGUCAUGCUAAUAGUAGUACGUCGACCGAUGUUGGUUCUUUGCUGGAUACAAUUGAGCAACUUAAGUGCGAUUUGAACGAGCGUGAUCAGGAACUAUUGUGUAAUUAUAUAGAGAUAACUAGCAUCCCUGAAGAGAAGGGUGAAAACUUAAUACACAUUGUCACCACUUUGGCCGUGAAGUUGGGUGUCAAGCUUUCUGAGAAUGAUUUAAUCAGCGCCACACGCGUGGGAAUGACGCUGCGGUCGGCGAUAGUGAGUGAUGCGGGGUACAUCGAGCUGGCGGCACCGGCGCUGCGGCGGCGCAGUGCACUGGGCCUGUCGUUCCGAAGUCGUGCCGGUAACGCAUUGCUGCUGUGCCGCGCGCCCGCGCACACCGACAACACCGACGACAAUGAUGAUGUGGAUCCCGACGACGAUCAUUACCUCGCGCUGGCGAUGGUAGAAGGAGAACUGGAGGUGAUAGCGGCGGCUGGUAAGGGCGAACUCAGACUGCGCUUCAAUGGUACGAAGUUCAAUGAUGGAAGAACGCACACGGUGCGGAUCGUACGCGCUCAUAAACAGGUGGAGGUCUGGGCGGACGCGCGGCGGUUGGGCGCGGGCGCGCUGUCGGGCGGUGGGCUGGCGGCGCGCGCGCGUGGCCUGUACCUGGCCGGCGCGCCGCACGCGCUACGGAAGCCCAGUGCACUGCCCACCACUGGGCUCGCCGGCACGGUCGCCGACUUCAUCGUCGACUCUGAACUGAUCGGUCUAGAGAGCGCGGUGUCUUGGCGCGGCGCUCAGCUGGGCCGCGCGGAGAGCGAGCCGCGCGCACAGUCCGUGGAGCCGCACGCACUGCACACACAGCCCGAACAAGUCGGCUGCGCUAAGACAUCGUCGUACACGGUGGAGGCGGGCGCGGUGAAGUUCGGCGACGUGGCGGGCAGCCACGCCACGCUCAAGCUGCCGUCGAAGCGCGAGCUGAUGCUGGCGUUGCACUUCCGCACCUUCGCGCACGACGGCCUGCUGCUGUUGCUGCCGGGUUCGAAAACUAAACCAAAGCAUUACAUGGCGCUGAUGAUUCGCGAGGGUAAACUGAAGCUAAUAGUUCGCGGCAGAAGACGACGCGAACUGAACCUCGCCGCGUUCGUGGCUGACGGCACCUGGAGAGCUGUGUCUGUGCGCGUGGGGCGGUCGCGGCUGAUACUAGAGAGCGGCGGUGCGGCGGCCACGGCUCGCGCGCCGCCGCUCGCGCGCUCCGCCCGGCUCUACGUGGGCGGGCUGCCCGCACCCGCCACCGUACCGCAUCUACCCAACAGCAUCGUGCGCACGCGCGGGUUCGUGGGGUGCGUGCGGCGCGUGAACGUGAACGGGCGCGCGGAGGACCUGGUGCGCAACGCGCAGGCGCAUCGUGGCGUCGGCCAGUGCUUUCCCAACGUCGAGCGCGCCGCGUACUUCGCUGGUGACGCUUACGCGGUGUGGGCUACUCGAUGGUGGACCGAGGACAUGGAGUCGGCCGAGUUGAAACUCCAGUUUCGUUCUACUUCGCCCAACGGUGUGUUGCUUGCCUCUAACGGAUUCGUGUUGGAGCUUAAAGAUGGCGCGGUGUUACUGAGUGUGGGCGAGGCGAGAGUGACGUCACUGGCAACGAACGGGCGCGUAGCGUGCGACGGCACGUGGCACAGCGUGCAUGCGCGCGUUUCGCACUCCACCGCACUGCUGGCGCUCGACACGGAGCCGGAGCAGCGUGCCGUGUCGCCUGCCGCCUCCCCCGCCCCGUCGCAGGCGCCCGCGCCGCUCCACGUCGCCGCGCUGCCCGAAGGCGCUUCAGACACGGCAGAAGGGCGGGAGAACUUCAAGGGAUGCAUCCGCGACGUAAGCGUGGCGGGGCAGACUUUAGACUGGAGCGAAAUGGAGUCGCUGCAUAACGUAUUGCUCGACUCUUGCCCCAUACCGCAGUGA